AUGGGCAACGACCUUGCCUCCUGUCCAACCUGGACCCUUUCAGAAGCAACAUCAGAAUCAUACGGCCACACAAUUCGCGCCAUGAAACUCUCUUCCUUCCCAAAAUUCGGCUUUGUCAUCUACCGCUGCACAUACAGCGACGACGCAGCCUGGACCCAGCUCCUUUCACUUAUACAGCGAGAAGCCCAAGAGGCCAUCAAAGAAUUAGGACCAGGGCGUGAUUGGCUAGGCGCGCAUCUAGAAUGGACAAUCGUCGAGGAUCCGACGCUAGAUGACGCUACCCAGGAGCAGGUGAAGAGGAAGUUUGAUGGGUGGGCUGGUGGUGUUGUAGAGGAGUAUGAGCGCACAAGCACGGAUAAUGUGAGGGGGUUACCGAGGUUUAAUUUUUGUGUGUUUGUGGAUGAGAAGUGUUUGGCCAGCUUGGAGAAACCAAAGGCGGUGGUGGAUGGGAGGAAACCGCCUGUAUUUGUAGUACUGGUGAGGGCUGAGAGGGGGAUACUGGCUUGGGUGCUUCAGGCGCAGGCGGCGGCUUCUCAGCGCUCGCGGAGUGGCGUUGACUCUGAGGACGAGGAAGAAGAAAUAUUCGAUGACGAAGAUGAGGAGGAGGUUGAAGAUGAGGAUGAUAUACCUUUAGCGGCCCAUAAGGCCAGCUGGAUGUAUGUAGAGACGCAGCAUCUGCUCUCGCUUUACAAUUCCUUGCAUGCUGAUUCAGGCUGGGAGCACCUCUACGUCCGGCCGCCAGGGGUUUAUAGGAGGAAUGAGGCCUGA
Pseudogymnoascus verrucosus is the source of this 768-nucleotide messenger RNA. RefSeq lists its product as uncharacterized. NCBI's taxonomy places the organism in Eukaryota, Fungi, Ascomycota, Leotiomycetes, Thelebolales, Thelebolaceae. The coding region runs from base 1 to 768 and encodes 255 amino acids. The record is from RefSeq and is a predicted model, not a curated record. The transcript has a single exon.